This is a messenger RNA of Rhododendron vialii, 2005 nucleotides long. RefSeq lists its product as uncharacterized. Bases 1266 to 1619 code for a protein of 117 amino acids. The transcript has 2 exons. The record is from RefSeq and is a predicted model, not a curated record. Lineage: Eukaryota; Viridiplantae; Streptophyta; Magnoliopsida; Ericales; Ericaceae.
GGCUAAGUUAGAAAUUGUUGAAUGGUAUAUAAGGGACCGCAAGCAGCUGCUAUAUAACCUGAGGUUAACCUUUUGAGCCAUGUGAUUAGGCUAAGGGUAAGCAGGUCAGCUGGCACGGGUUGUUACAGUUUCCCUUUCUCUUUUCGUAUCCUAGAGAGAGAGAGAUAGAGAGACGUGUUGAUGGACAUCUUGUCAAGGAUUCAGUCAAAAUCCCUCAUCCGAUUCAAAUCCAUCUCCAAAUUAAACUGGUACUUUCUCAUUUAAAACCAUAGCUUCAUCUCUCUCCACCACAACCUUGCCCAAUACUACGACUGCAUCAUCUUUCAACCUACCGCCAACAAAUGUUGCAUGUAUUUAUUCCCCAAUGAAACUUCAAUCGAAGAACUAUAUCUUUCAUUAGACCACAACUAAAAUAAUUCUACCACGGUGGCUUUUGUAACGGCCUCAUUUGUCUCUUCGAUAAGUCCACUAUCGUCAUAUGCAACCCUGGAAUUAGAGAAUACAGGCUACUCCACACCCCCCUUAUGAAACAUUUCAUACUACCUAUUUAGGGUUUCCUUUUGUUCCAAAACCAAUGAUUAUGUUAUGGUUAGACUCGCUACUCUCUAUGAAUCUGACCUUAAAACUUUUAAUUCAUAUGAUGAUAUGCCUAUUGAUCAUAAAGUUCAAAUCUAUGGUAUGAAUACCAAUUCAUGGAAAGAAAUUAUUACUACGGUGCCCAACUACUACAUCACCCCUCGUCCUUUUCCUUGCACAUCAUUGGAUGGGAUUUUCUACUGGUUAUGUGAUGAUUCUUCUACUGAUGUCAAGGUAAUUCAUGCCUUAAACACCAUUAAAGAAUCAUUCAACAAGGGCAAAUAAAUCAUUCAGAAGACAAACAUAAGAACAAAAUCCAUUUCCCUUCUCCUUUUUCUUCUCUUUCUCACCAUCUUCUUUGUUCUUUUCCCUUUUCUUAGAACAAUCAGCAAUGGCAGCAACGAGGUGGUGGUGGUGACGACGGAAUUCGGUGGCGGUGCUAGUUUCACGGAUCUCAGCAACCGAUUUUCUCUGGCCGUUUUUAGGAGCCUAUACACUGUGCUUCACGGCGUCUAAGCAUCGGGGGUGUCGGUCGAUCGACGACCUUCUCUAAUAUGGUCUUCGAUCCUUUGUCUUCUCCUUCUGACUCUAUUUUUUCGACCCCCUAACCGUAUCGAUUGGUGCUCUCAUAUCAUGGCCGUAAAUCUGACUGUGCAUUCCAAGUCGAUUUUUUGCUUAGCUUUUUGAACAUGCCUAAAGGUGAGGGUUUCUACGGGUUGGAUGGUGCAGUUGGUGUGGCUCCCAUCGUGGUCGUUAUUGGUCGGCCUGGUUCUUGCCUAACAUGUAUCUUCCGCAGUAGGUUUGGUGCGUUUGGAUUCCAGUUUGCAACUCUGAAAGGGUGGCCAAAGGCGUUUCGGUGUUUCUUUGGGCUAGGUUUUGGGUUUUCUUUGGGCUGGGCUUUAUUGUUAGAUUCAGGUUUUCUGGGUAUUUUGAGCUGUUUUUGUUUUUAUCUGUGCACAUUAGCCCUUCAGGUGUUGUAUAGGGCUUUGUCCUUCAGGCUGUAUUUUCCAACUUUUGGUUGGAAUCAUUUACCCUAUCCCUAAUAGAAUGUUACUUCUGCUGAUAAAAAAACCUGUCUUCUGGCAGCUCGUCUACAAUCGUCAUAGCCUUCUUUGCCAUGUCGAUGGAUUGUCCAGCAAUCCAGUGCUUUCUGCAGAAUCUAGCGCUUAUCUGCAAAAGCAAUAUUGGCACAAGAAACAAAGAUAGGAUAAAAGAAUGGGUUUUUUUAAAAACAAUUUUAGGCCUCGUUUGAUUAGCGAAUUGAAACAACGGGAUUAACAAAUCAGGCACUAAUAGUCUGGAGCCCCAUUCCGCUAAGGGAAAUAAGUACUUAUUUUUUGAAUUAAAGGUGAUGUAUUGUGAGAGAAUGAUCUGUCUCUCGUAAAGCGGAAAAUAAAUACUUAAAAAAUAAGAAUCUUAGUGGAACGGG